AUGUUAUCUUCAGCAGUGUACUUGAAGUUGAAGAACUUUGAGCAGGAGGUGCGAGCUCACAGAGAUUUGGAUGGAUUUCUGGCUAAGGCCCGAAUCCUGUUGGAUGUGUCGGCUUUGUCACUGGACGAUGUUCUGCGAGAGAUGCUCAAGCACGUCACUGAGGAGUCAGAAAAUGCCGAGCCCAAUUCUAACUUUGAUGACGUCAUGACUGGUUUAUUCACCGAUUCGGGCACUUUGCAAGAAGGCAGUGUACAUCUCCUGUCAAACACUAUUCAAGGGGUUUCUGCAACCACAACUGGUGUUCAAUACCAGCAGUCCUGGCUCUGCCUUAUGUGCACUGUGGCAAUGCUCCAGAGACGGCACGUAUGCAUCUGUCGAUUAGAGAGGCCUCAGAACUGGGGAGAGAAUUGCUGUGAGAUGCGCUACGUUAUCCUGAUCCUGGUGCCACCAAAAAUGAAAAGUACAAAAACUGCCAUUGAAGUUGGAAGAACCUUUGCCACAAUGUUCGCCGACAUGAACUUCCGCCAGAAGCUCUUGGAAGCCAAAACGAAGGAGGAGUUCAAAGAGACCCUAAUUCUUCAACGGCAUCUGCUGACUGUAAUCCACAGGGAACCUGCCACCAAAGACCAUGCCAAGAUGGAGGAAAAAAAGUCCCUACAGGCUUUUGACUUCCUACGCAUAGGGAAGGGAAUGAUGGAAGACUUACGACGGAGGUUACCAUUGUAUCUAUCAGACUAUACUGAUGGUAUCAUUGGUAAAAAUAAAUCUAUUAGGAAGUAUAUCACCACCAUCUUGUUUCUGUACUGCAUCUGUUUACUGCCAACAAUAGCUUUUGGUUCUCUGAAUGCUGAGAAUACCAGAGGCUCAAUUGAUGUACAGAAAACCAUCCUUGCCCAGUGCAUUGGCGGAGUGGCCUAUGCAGUCUUUGCUGGUCAACCAAUGGGUAUAGUUUUAACCACUGCACCCCUUGCUUUGUACAUCCAUGUAAUCCAGGGCAUCUGCGAUGACUACAAUUUGAAUUUCUUUGCAUUCUACGCCUGUGUUGGCUUGUGGAAUUGUUUCUUCUGUAUUAUCUAUGGUAUUGCUAAUUUAAGUUCAUUGAAGAAGUUUUUCAAAAGGUCAACUGAUGAGAUCCUGGCAGUUUUUAUAUCUAUUGCUUUUGUGGUGGAUGCAUGUAAAGGACUGGCCAAAAUUUUUCAGAGUUAUUACUUCUGUCCAGAAAGACAUUCAAACCACCUUGGAUGGGGCCAGGAUCUCAGCUCUAUGUCUAACACCACUCCUGCGAUCAAUAGCACGUAUCCCGGUGCAGAGACGUGUGGGCGAGACACUGCAGUGCUCAGUCUGAUCUUGAUGCUCGGUACACUCUGGCUGGGAUACACCUUGUUUCAGUUCAAGAAGAGCCCUUUUCUACAUGCCAGGGUCCGAGAAACCCUGUCUGAUUGUGCCUUGCCAAUAUCUGUGGUGGUGUUUUCAUUUGUGGGAUCAUACCUUUUUAGAGAUAUAAAGGUUGCUUCAUUUAGUUAUAAUCCCCAUAGUGGUUUAUUCAACCUGGCCCCAUUUCACCUCCUCUCUAUUGGAGCAAUAUUUGGUGGGAUGGGUUUGGGCUUUCUUCUCUCAAUGCUCUUCUACUUGGAACAGAACAUUGUGAUGUCAUUAACAAACGCCCCUCAAAACAGGCUAGUAAAAGGCACAGGUUAUCACUGGGAUAUCUUUCUCGUGGGCAUAAUCAACAUUGCCCUAUCUAUUUUUGGGUUACCAUGGGUACACUCUGCCUUCCCCCAUUCUCCAUUGCAUGUCCGUGCACUGGCCUGCGUAGAGCAGAGGGUGGACAACGGGCAUUUGCAUGAGGUGAUUGUUCGUGUAAGGGAGACCCGAGUGUCUGCUCUUGUGGCCCACAUACUGGUGGGGAUCUCGCUUCUGAUGUUGCCCAUCCCUCUGCAAUGGAUUCCAAAACCUGUCCUAUACGGCUUGUUCCUCUACGUCUCCGUGACCUCCAUCGAUGGGUGCCAGUUUUUUGAGCGUUUGGCCCUUCUGUUCAAAGAGCAGAUGUCUUAUCCCCCUACGCACUACAUCAGGAGAGUUCCCCAGAGGAAGAUCCAUUACUUCACUGGUCUCCAGCUGAUUGAGAUUGCCAUUCUCUGUGGCUUUGGAAUGGCUCCGAUUCCCUACUUGAAGAUGGUAUUCCCCCCAAUCAUGCUCGCCAUGGUCCCCAUCAGAUGCUACAUCCUCCCUCGAAUAAUUGAAGCCAAGUAUUUGGAUGCAAUGGAUGCAGAGCAUUAAAAGACAACAGAAUCAGCGGGUGUACCCACGUGCUGUGUAUCACAGAAUGUGUCCAGAGAUGUGUUUUUUGUGCAUCAGUGCUUAAGGACCAACCAAAGCAGCUGGCACUUGACUCAGAUCCAGCAAGUGCCCACCUUAUCCAUUUUACUACAAACAACCCUUGUGCUACAAGACUUGUGCACCAAUCUUGAAAUGCCUCUUGUUUUUUUUUGAUUGCCCUCUUUUUGGAGAAAGUUGCACAGUGGAGAAUGUGUCUGUGGUAGCAGGAGAUAGACCAUUGAAACAAAAUGGUUUAGUGUUCUUUCAGUCCAUCAAUCCCAAUCCAAACCCGCACCCUCCUGCCCUUCCUUUUUCAGACUAAUCCAGACUCUUUCCUUUAAUGGGGAUGUUCAGGGAAUAAUAUUUGCGUUUGUAACAUCAUGGAUUUGCUUUCUGAAGCAGAGUGUGCAAUAUGCAGUAUCUCUGCUCUGUAAUAAAUGUAAGGGAAUUAUGAUUUUGUUUUUGCAUAGCUCACAUGCAUGUUGGGCUACCCAUUUUGAUGCUGUAUCUGCACCCACGUUUCCACCAUAUGUACUUUAAAUCUUCUGAUUUAAAGGGAUAUUUAUAUGGUUUGUUUGCGUAAUGUGUAUGUAUUCCAUCUUUAGCUUUUUUAAUAUUUUCACAAGUGUCUCACUGGUUAGAACAUAGUUUUUCUUUGAAUGGGCGAGACUGGCACAAAUGAGGUCUGUAAAGCUUUGCUGAAAUUUGGUCACAAGCUGAUGACUGAGCUGGCUGUGAUGGAAUUAGAGUACAAGAGCAUUUCUUUCAUCUUAAAGCCAAUGGCAUGCAUCUAAUUAACCAGCCUGACACCAUCAGCCCUGCCUCCUCUUGAAUCUCCCUCCCUUUCAACCAGCUUCUUCACUUCCUGCUUCCUCUCUCCUCCCUUGCUCCUUCCCACUGUUACUCAACAAUCUCCAUUCAUAUGACCUACGAGAGAGUUUCAUGGUGCUUCCUCUACUCAGGUAGAGCUAUAAUGUAAAUGGAUUGUAAUGUAAAUGAUUUUCUCCUGUAUUAAUGUUAUGAUUCAAA
Molecule: messenger RNA, 3348 nt
Organism: Hemiscyllium ocellatum (epaulette shark)
Lineage: Eukaryota; Metazoa; Chordata; Chondrichthyes; Orectolobiformes; Hemiscylliidae
Gene: slc4a11
Product: solute carrier family 4 member 11
Exons: 17
Coding region: 1-2280 (759 amino acids)
Biological process (GO): monoatomic anion transport; transmembrane transport; monoatomic ion homeostasis
Cellular component (GO): basolateral plasma membrane; plasma membrane
Molecular function (GO): solute:inorganic anion antiporter activity
Source: RefSeq, a predicted model, not a curated record